AUGAUGACCAUGAACGGCAAGCAGCAUUUCUCCAUGCACGCGGCCCUGCACGAGCCCAAAUAUUCCGGCCUGCACGCGGGCUCGGAGGGCAUGCGCAGAGUGUGUCUGUCUGCCCCACAGGUACGUUAAGGCAAUCUAUUCGGCGGCUUUGAUGAGAGCCUGCUGGCACGCGCAGAGGCGCUGGCGGCUGCUGACGGCAUCGUCCCGCACGGCAAGAGCCACCCGUUCAAAGCAGACGUGACUUACCAUACGAUGAGCAGUGUCCCGUGCACCUCCUCCUCCGCCACCACCGUGCCCGUGUCCCACAGCAUCUCCUCCCACCACCACCACCACCACCUCCUCGGACCUCAGAGCCUGGAGGCCGCAGACCUGCUGGACCACCUCUCCUCCAGCCUGUCCGUCACGGGGAUGGGAGCCCCCCAGGAGGUGCCGUCGGCCCACCACCACCACCACCACCAGCAGCACCAGCAACACCACCACCACCACCUUCAGACCAUGGGCCAGUUGCACCAGGCGAUGGCCAGCAUGCACCCACACGCGCUCUCCGUGCACGGCAACGGCGGCGGCAUGGCGUGCAGCGUCAACGACGUGGAGUCGGACCCGCGCGAGCUGGAGGCGUUCGCGGAGCGGUUCAAACAGAGACGGAUCAAACUCGGGGUGACGCAGGCGGACGUGGGGUCUGCGCUCGCCAACCUGAAGAUCCCCGGCGUGGGCUCCCUGAGCCAGAGCACGAUCUGCAGGUUCGAGUCCCUCACGCUGUCCCAUAACAACAUGAUAGCACUGAAGCCCGUGCUGCAGGCCUGGCUCGAGGAGGCCGAGGCGGCGUACCGGGAGAAGAACAGCAAACCGGACCUUUUCAACGGGAGCGAGAGGAAACGGAAGCGCACGUCGAUCGCCGCGCCCGAGAAGCGCUCGCUGGAGGCGUACUUCGCCAUCCAGCCUCGGCCCUCGAGCGAGAAGAUCGCCGCGAUCGCGGAGAAGCUGGAGCUGAAGAAGAACGUGGUGCGCGUGUGGUUCUGCAACCAGCGGCAGAAGCAGAAGAGGAUGAAAUACUCUGCGGUGCACUGA
Molecule: messenger RNA, 1068 nt
Organism: Gadus chalcogrammus (walleye pollock)
Lineage: Eukaryota; Metazoa; Chordata; Actinopteri; Gadiformes; Gadidae
Gene: pou4f3
Product: POU class 4 homeobox 3
Exons: 2
Biological process (GO): regulation of transcription by RNA polymerase II
Molecular function (GO): DNA-binding transcription factor activity, RNA polymerase II-specific; RNA polymerase II cis-regulatory region sequence-specific DNA binding
Source: RefSeq, a predicted model, not a curated record